ACCCAUCAGGGAAACAAAAAGAUGUUCUAUGAAAAAACUCAUGUCCUCAACGUCACCAAGUCAAUGUUCAAGUACCCAUGGAUGGAAUAUUGAGAUAGGGUCAAAGAAUUCAGAAAAGCCACAGCUCUUGUUCACCUACCCUUGUCCUGCUACCAGAUGCCAAAGGAGGAGUUCCCCCCAAGUCCAGAGUGCUGGAGGCAGCACCCGAGCAAGCCACACUCAGUGCCUUACUGCUACUCCCAGAGGCCUGAAAUCUACUCACACUGGCACACUCUCUAUGACCAGCGAGAGGAACGGGAGGGCCAGAAGAUACUGUGGAAAAUGAGAGACACCCCUAGGCACUUCAGGGAGAGUACUCACCUCCAAAACCUCCAUCUCCCCAUGAACAAGUUGACUCUAAAAUCUCAUGUGGCACCCAGGUCCUUAGGGCCUGCCUCAGAUCCCCUAAAGUGGCAAAGAUUAAAGGAACUCACACAAAGUCUGAAAUCUCCGAGGGAGGAUGAACAACAUUAUGCAGCUCAGGCUCUGGGGUGCCUGGGCAUCAAUGACAAAUUUAUCAUGGAGGCACUACGGGAGGUGGCCAAAACUGGUCCAGAGAAAGUGAAGUUCGAGGCCUAUCGAUCCCUGGCUCUCCUGGGUUGCCUGAAUAAGCACGUGAUCCAGGCUCUCAUCCACCAUCUGAAGGGGCAAAAUGAAGCUCGAAGGAUGGAGACUCUGGUGGGGCUACGAGUGGCUCUGAACAACCGGGUGGCUGUCCCUAAAGACAAGAGGACUCAAGUGGGGGACGAAGAGAAGCUGGUGCCUCUGCUGCAGAUGCUGAUGAAAGCCUUGCCGAAUGAUGCAGCUCUGGAGGCAGCCCUGUGCUUGGGUUUCCUGAAGCCCUGCAGCAAGGUGGUCCGAGAGUUCCUGCUGCAGUGCCUGGGCCAAGGGCCUAAGACCCAGAAGAUGAAGGCACUUAGGAUGCUGGUCAAGGUGAUGCAUGUGCACUCAGCCACAGUCAUCAAGGCCAUCCUAGAGCAGUUGUGCUCUUCCAGUGUCCUUGAGCACCGCUUUGAAGCCACCAAGAUGCUCAGGACCAUUGGGUUGGAAAAGAUCCAGGCCGAAGGGUUGGAGGGACUCACAUUUGACCUGCUCAGGAAGAAGGUGUAUAAUGAACCCUUCCUGGCUAUGAGGCAGGCUGUGGCUGAAACUGUGGAGGAGCUCAAGAUGAAGCCUAUGAUGAUGAACCUGGUAGAGGCGCAACUGAUGCACUCCAGCACCACUGCACGCCAGGAAGCAGUCAUCUCUUUGGGUGUCCUGGGUAUCCGCAGCCCUCACGUGUACCACUUGCUCCUAGACAUGCUAGAUGCAGAAAAGAACCAGGAUAUGAAGAAAAGCCUACAAAAAACAUUAAUCCUUUUGGCCUCGACUGAUCCCUGGGUCCGGAAAAAGUUGAAGAACAAGGUUCUCUUUGUAUAUGAGGCGCCUGAGACCAAUGUAAAGCCAGAGCCUACCAGGUUCCGGAAGGAGCCUGAGAGCCCAGAAGAGUUUACUAUCCAAGACUUUCAACUUGCACAGCUGAGCCCCUUGUUUGUUGCGAAGUCCAGCAUCAAAAUGGACCAGCAGGAAAAGUUGACGGGAUCUGUCUUACACGCCACCAUGAGUUCAGACUUGUACGCAGCCACUGCCUUCUCAUCCUGUUUCUCUAACCCAGUAAAAGACACAUCACAGGCUAAAGGGCCCUGGGAGCUAAAGAUCAGGAGACAGCUCCAGACCCUCGCUAAAACCUCCAAAAACAUCAGCUCUCCCCCUGAUGAUGCUUCUCAGGCUCCCCAUACCUCCCAUGAAUAAAUGAGUGUCAUUCUACCCACUACACCUCCCUGAAUCACUGCCACUGCUGUGUCCUUCCUCUUGUCAUGCCAGAGGCUUCACUGGAACACCAGUCUUCUCACUCCUGGUCAGAUGUUCCUUCCACUCAACUACAUGGCCUCUCAUCAGGGGAAAGAGGAAAGGGGAUAGAGCCAAAGCUUUGGAUAGUCACCCUGCCUCCCAAAAUCAAGUCAUUGUCUAGGCCCACAAUUUGAUGACAAGCUAAAGAGAUGAACCUCUGCCCAGAUGGGGCUACUGAAGGAAAACUAGGAGAAAAUCCAAUAAAGUUUGGCUCUUGGACCCAUUUCCUCUAAUUUGCCUCCU
Messenger RNA from Trichechus manatus latirostris (Florida manatee), 2172 nucleotides. It is a transcript of the gene HEATR9, whose product is annotated as HEAT repeat containing 9. NCBI's taxonomy places the organism in Eukaryota, Metazoa, Chordata, Mammalia, Sirenia, Trichechidae. The transcript has 15 exons. The record is from RefSeq and is a predicted model, not a curated record.